AUGCUGCAGGUGGUGCAGUCCUGGAGCUCGGACCUGAACAGGACGCAGAUCCUCCGGUCGCUGAUAGGUGUGACCCCGAUCAGGUCCUUCGCGAACAUCGGCGGCGGGCUGGCAGAGGUGGUCCUGGAGUCCUUGAAGCAGUACCACACAGGCGGCGGUAACCAGCACAUCUCCCGCACUGUCCUGCGGGGCACGGUCUCCUUCCUGAAGCACGUGACGGUGGAGAGCAUUGACCUCACGGAGCGAAUUUUCGUGGGCACCCAGUCCGUCCUCGAGUACGUGGACACCUGCCUCUCCGAGGGGCAGGAGGCCGCGGCGGCGGCCGCCCCUGCGGCGGGGUCCGCUCUCGCGGGGGCGCCGGCCGCCCUGGCGAGAGCGGGGUCGGCCGAGAGCGGGCUGGACGGCGCGAUUGCGCAGGCCUGGACACCGGUGGAGCGUGGCGCUGCCGACUUCCUGCAGCCCGGCGGCGCCAGGGAGGGCCUGCAACAGGCCUCGUCCAGCCUGAUGCGCGGCGUGCGGGACGCGGGGCAGGCCGUCGUCAUGCGGCCCUUGCUCGAGUUCCAGCGCGGCGCGUCGCGAGAGCGGGUGCUGCGCUCGGUGGUGACGGGGAUCCCCAUGUGCGUGCUGCGACCUGCCAUCGGCGCCACGGCGGCGGUGACCACUGCGCUCCGAGGAGUGCGGCACAGCGUGGAUCCCGUCAGGAGGCGGGAGCUCGUCCGGAAGUACAAGGGCCCUCAGUGA
Prorocentrum cordatum is the source of this 741-nucleotide messenger RNA. The record is from the annotation of a GenBank genome assembly. Lineage: Eukaryota; Dinophyceae; Prorocentrales; Prorocentraceae.